AUGGCGAUGCCUGCAGGCAUGCCCAUGGGCAUGCAACCCCAAAUCAUCCUGCUCCGCGAGGGCACGGACACCAGCCAGGGCAAGGCGCAGCUCAUCUCCAACAUCAACGCCUGCAUGGCGGUCGUGGACACCGUCCGGACCACCCUCGGCCCGCGCGGCAUGGACAAGCUCAUCCACGACGAGCGCGGCACGACCACCAUCUCCAACGACGGAGCCACCAUCAUGCGCCUCCUCGAGAUCGUCCACCCCGCCGCCAAGACGCUCACGGACAUUUCUCUCUCGCAGGACUCCGAGGUCGGCGACGGCACGACGACGGUCGUCCUGCUCGCGGGCGAGUUCCUGAAGGAGGCCAAGCCGUUCGUCGAGGAGGGCGUGCACCCGCGCAGCAUCAUGCGCGCCUACCGCACGGCCUGCCAGAUGGCCAUCGAGAAGGUGCGCGAGCUCUCGAUCAGCAUCGAGGCCGGGUCCCCCGAGGAGCAGCGCUCGCUCCUGGAGAAGUGCGCGAUGACGUCGAUGAACUCCAAGCUCGUCUCGGGCGAGCGCGAGUUCUUCUCCCAGAUGGUGGUCGACGCGGUGCUCAAGCUCGACCGCCAGGACCUCGACCUGCGCAUGAUCGGCGUCAAGAAGGUCACCGGCGGCGGCCUGCGCGACUCCUUCCUCGUCGACGGCGUCGCCUUCAAGAAGACGUUCAGCUACGCCGGCUUUGAGCAGCAGCCCAAGGCGUUCACGGACCCGAAGAUCCUGCUCCUGAACAUCGAGCUCGAGCUCAAGGCCGAGCGCGAGAACGCGGAGAUCCGCCUGGACGACCCCGCGAAGUACCAGAGCAUCGUCGACGCGGAGUGGAACAUCAUUUACGAGAAGCUCAAGCUGUGCGUCGACUCCGGGGCGCAGAUCGUGCUGUCGCGGCUGGCGAUCGGGGACCUCGCGACGCAGUACUUCGCGGACCGCGGCGUGUUCUGCGCCGGCCGCGUCGCCGACGAGGACAUGCGGCGCGUCGCCAAGGCCACGGGUGCCAAGGUGCAGACCACGGUCAACGGGCUCGAGCCGUCCGUGCUGGGGCAGUGCGCGAAGUUCGAGGAGCGGCAGGUCGGCAACGAGCGGUACAACCUGUUCAUGGGGUGCCCCGAGGCGCGCACGGCGACCAUGGUGCUGCGCGGCGGCAGCGAGCAGUUCAUCGACGAGGCGGAGCGCUCGCUGCACGACGCGAUCAUGAUCGUGCGGCGCGCGGUGAAGCACCCGCACGUCGUGCCCGGCGGCGGCGCGAUCGACAUGGAGGUCUCGAAGCACCUGCGCGAGGCCGCGCGGACCAUUGAGGGCAAGGCGCAGAUGUUUGUGCGGGCGUUCUCGCGCGCGAUGGAGGUGAUCCCGCGGCAGCUGUGCGACAACGCGGGCUUCGACGCGACGAACGUGCUGAACCGGCUGCGGCAGAAGCACCACAUGCCGGACGGCGAGGGGCGGAAUUUCGGCAUGGAUGUUUCUACGGGGGGGGUGUGCGACACGUACGCGAGCUUCGUGUGGGAGCCGGCGCUGGUGAAGCUGAACGCGAUCCAGGCGGCCACGGAGGCCGCGUGCCUCGUGCUGUCGGUCGACGAGACCGUGCGGAACCCGCAGUCGGAGCAGGCGCAGAUGGCGGGCGGCGGGAUGCCGGGGAUGGGCGGGCGCGGGGGCGGCCGGGGCGGGCGGGGCCGCGGGCGCGGGCGCGGGAUGAGGCGGUGA
Molecule: messenger RNA, 1716 nt
Organism: Pedinophyceae sp. YPF-701
Lineage: Eukaryota; Viridiplantae; Chlorophyta; Pedinophyceae
Source: the annotation of a GenBank genome assembly